UAAACCGAAUUUAUUUAGGCGAAAGUGGGAGCGGAACGUGAAAUUGAGUGAGUUUCAGAAAUCAGUAGGGUUUGUGACUGUGGAUCUGCAUCCUAUAAAUAUCAAUUACUGAAUUUUGAAAGAUUCUCACUCUCUGCAUUGCAACUGCCACUCUUCCUUCUUCAAUCUCACAUAUCAAUGGCUAUCACCUUCUCAGAUCUACACACCGAAAAGGGCAUCAAAUCCCUCGAUCAAUUCCUUUCUGGCAAAACCUACAUUUCUGGGGACCAAUUGACAAAGGAUGAUGUCAAUGUGUAUGCAGCUGUUGUGGAAAAGCCAGGUGACUCUUUUCCCAAUGCUGCCAAGUGGUACCAUGCUGUCACUUCCCGUCUUGCUCCAAGCUUCCCUGGGAAUGCUCAAGGGGUAAGAUUCGGUGGUAAGGCUGAAGCUGCACCUGCCAAAGCGGCUGCUACUGCUGAUGAUGAUGAUGAUCUUGAUCUCUUUGGUGACGAAACAGAGGAGGAUAAGAAGGCAGCAGAGGAAAGGGAGGCUGCUAAAAAGUCUACCAAGAAAAAAGAAAGUGGCAAGUCUUCCGUCCUGCUUGAUGUCAAGCCUUGGGAUGACGAAACUGACAUGAAGAAGCUGGAAGAGGCUGUCCGCAGUGUUGAGAUGCCUGGUUUAUUGUGGGGAGCAUGCAAACUGGUUCCAGUGGGUUAUGGGAUCAAGAAAUUGCAGAUCAUGAUGACCAUUGUUGAUGACCUUGUAUCUGUGGACACCCUCAUUGAGGAACGCCUCACAGUGGAGCCAUGCAACGAGUACAUCCAAAGCUGUGACAUUGUUGCAUUCAACAAAAUUUAAGUUUUAUUCUUGGAUUUUGAGUUUUAGCCAUUUUCAAGCGGCUAAACAGCAUUUUAGUCUGAUACUCCCUCCUUUUCAUCGUUCAGUUCAUGUUGGUCUUUUUCAAUAGUGGUUUUGUUGCAAGAAUUUUGAAAAAAGUGAUAUAGAAUUAUAGAUAUUAUCAACUAUCCAUGCUACGGUGUAGCUUUGAAUAUUAUUUCUUGAAUUAGAUUUUUGGGAAUAACAUAACUGAACGAUGUGCUUCCAUUUAGUUUUUUA
Messenger RNA from Cajanus cajan (pigeon pea), 1095 nucleotides. Its product is annotated as elongation factor 1-beta 2. Gene Ontology annotation, biological process: translational elongation. NCBI's taxonomy places the organism in Eukaryota, Viridiplantae, Streptophyta, Magnoliopsida, Fabales, Fabaceae. Gene Ontology annotation, molecular function: guanyl-nucleotide exchange factor activity; translation elongation factor activity. The record is from RefSeq and is a predicted model, not a curated record. Gene Ontology annotation, cellular component: eukaryotic translation elongation factor 1 complex; cytosol.